CCCUAAAGCUGGUGUCUGGUAAAAUGAAGGGAUCAGUUCCAACGGAACCAACUUGUUCUUCCAUUCAAACACUAGAAGAUAUGGAAGCUUUAAAGACACACAGCUCUGUAGAAUUUGCAGUCAUGUCAGGAAGACCACAUUGACUCUCAAUCAAACAUGCUGUUUGACUGCAUGGCCUGUUAGCGUGGACCUGAGCCCGAGGACCCUAGAGAGGGUUGCCGAUGAGCAUGACCAGCACCCGCUGCAAGCUGGCCCACCACCUGGAAGACCUGGAGGAUGCAGACCUUAAGAAAUUCAAAAUGCAUUUAGAAGAUUACCCUCCAGGGGAGGGCUGCAUUUCCCUCCCCAGGGGCCAGCUCGAGAAGGCAGACCACGUGGACCUGGCCACACUCAUGAUUGCCUUCAACGGGGAGGAGAAGGCCUGGGCCAUGGCUGUGAGGAUAUUUGCUGAGAUCAACAGGAGAGACCUCCAUGAGAAAGCUAAGAGAGACCAGCUAGAGUGGGAUAAUACACAUGAUUCCAGUCUCACUGUGGUGUGCCAAGAAGACAGUAUUGAAGAGGAGUGGAUAGGUUUACUGGGGUUCCUUUCCAGAAUCUCAGCUUGUAAGAAAAAGAAAGAUUACUGUAAGAAGUACAGAAGACAUGUGAGAAGUAGAUUCCACUGUAUUGAAGAUAGGAAUGCGCGUCUAGGUGAGAGUGUGAAUCUCAAUAAACGUUACACGCGGCUGCAGCUGGUCAAGGAGCACCCAAGCCAGCAGGAGAGGGAGCAUGAGCUGCUGGCCAUUGGCAGGACCAAGACAUGGGACAGCCCCAUGAGUCCUAUUAAGCUGGAAUCGCUGUUUGACCCCGAUGAUGAACACUCUGAGCCUGUGAACACGGUGGUAUUCCAGGGAGCGGCAGGCAUUGGGAAGACAAUUCUGGCCAGGAAGAUUAUGCUGGACUGGGCAUCAGGGAAGCUGUUCCAAGAUAAGUUUGACUAUUUAUUCUACAUCCACUGUCGCGAGGUGAGCCUUGUGAUGUCGAGGAGCCUGGGGGACCUGAUUGUCAGCUGUUGCCCUGACCCAAACCCACCCUUGUGCAAGAUCAUGCACAAGCCCUCCAGGGUCCUCUUCCUCAUGGAUGGUUUUGACGAGCUCCAGGGGGCCUUUGAUGAGCACAUAGGAGCGCUCUGCACAGACUGGCAGAAGGCUGAGAGGGGGGACAUUCUCCUGAGCAGCCUCAUCAGAAAGAAGCUGCUGCCUGAGGCCUCUCUGCUCAUCACUACGAGACCAGUGGCCCUGGAGAAGCUGCAGCACCUGCUGGACCACCCACGUCACAUAGAGAUCCUGGGUUUCUCUGAAGCCAAAAGGAAGGAGUAUUUCUUCAAGUAUUUCUCAGAUGAAGCACAGGCCAGUGAGGCCUUCAGGCUGAUCCAGGAGAAUGAGGUCCUCUUCACCAUGUGCUUCAUCCCCUUGGUGUGCUGGAUUGUGUGUACAGGGCUAAUGCAGCAGAUGCAGAGUGGCAAGAGCCUCGCUCAGACCUCUAAGACCACCACUGCAGUCUAUGUCUUUUUCCUGUCCAGUCUCUUGCAGUCCCGAGGAAUGGGCCAAGAGCCCCACCUCCAUGCCAACCUCCGUGGGCUCUGCUCUUUGGCUGCUGAUGGAAUCUGGAACCAGAAAAUUUUAUUUGAGGAAUGUGACCUCAGGAAUCACGGCCUGCAGAAGGUGGAUGUGUCUGCUUUCCUGAGGAUGAACGUGUUCCAGAAGGAAGUAGACUGUGAGAAAUUCUACAGCUUUAUUCACAUGACUUUCCAGGAGUUCUUUGCUGCUAUGUACUAUUUGCUGGAAGAGGAAGAAGACAAUGCGAUGACAAGGAGCAAGUCUGGGAGUUGUUCAGAGCUUCCACACCGAGAUGUGGCGGUCCUCCUGGAAAACUAUGGCAAAUUCGAAAAGGGAUAUCUGAUCUUUGUGGUCCGCUUCCUUUUUGGCCUUGUAAAUCAGGAGAGAACCUCUUAUUUGGAGAAGAAAUUAAGUUGUAAGAUCUCCCAGCAAAUCAGACUGGAGCUGCUGAAAUGGAUUGAAGCAAAAGCCAAGGCCAAGAAGCUGCAGAUGCAGCCCAGCCAGCUGGAGCUGUUCUAUUGCCUGUAUGAGAUGCAGGAGGAGGACUUUGUGAGAAGGGCCAUGGACCACUUCCCCAAAAUUGAGGUCAACCUCUCCACCAGAAUGGACCACAUGGUUUCUUCAUUUUGCAUUGAGAACUGUCGCAGAGUAGAAACACUUUCCCUGGGCUUUCUCCAUAACUCGCCCAAGGAGGAAGAAGAGGAGGAGGAAGACAGUCCACACGCGGAUCAGUGUUCUUUUCUGUUCUUCUGCCUUCUCAUUUCUAGAGUGGUGAACUACUGUCUAACGUCCAGUUUUUGUCGGGGCCUCUUCUCUGUUCUGAGCAGUAACACGAGUCUAACUGAGCUAGACCUCAGCGACAAUGUGCUGGGGGACCCAGGGAUGAGGGUGUUGUGCGAAACACUCCAGAAUCCUGGCUGUAACAUUCGGAGACUGUGGUUGGGACGCUGCGGCCUUUCCCAUCAGUGCUGUUUUGACAUCUCCUCAGUCUUGAGCAGCAACCAGAAGCUGAUAGAAUUGGACCUGAGUGACAAUGCCCUGGGAGACUUUGGAAUCAGACUCUUGUGUGUGGGGCUGAAGCAUCUAUCCUGCAAUCUGAAGAAACUCUGGUUGGUCAGCUGCUGCCUCACAUCGGCCUGUUGUCAGGAUCUGGCGACCGUCCUCAGCACCAGCUGCUCCCUGACCAGACUUUAUGUUGGGGAAAAUGCCUUGGGAGAUUUGGGAGUUGGAAUUUUAUGUGAAAAGGUGAAGCAUCCGCAAUGUAACUUGCAGAAACUGGGGUUGGUGAAUUCUGGCCUUACAUCAGCUUGCUGUUCAGCUCUGUCUUCUGCACUCCAAGCUAACCACAGCCUCACACACCUUUACCUUCGAGGCAACGCCCUUGGAGACGGAGGGCUCAAGCUACUGUGUGAAGGGCUCUUGCACCCUGACUGCAAGCUUCAGAUGUUGGAAUUAGACAACUGCAGCCUCACUUCACACAGCUGCUGGGAUCUUUCUACAAUCCUGACCUCCAAUAGGAGCCUCCGAAAGCUGAGCCUAGGCAAUAACGACCUUGGAGAUCUGGGGGUCAUGAUGCUCUGUGAGGUCCUGAGACAGCAGGGCUGCCUCUUGCAGAGUUUGCAGUAA
Dipodomys ordii (Ord's kangaroo rat) is the source of this 3224-nucleotide messenger RNA. RefSeq names its product NLR family, pyrin domain containing 3 (gene Nlrp3). Gene Ontology annotation, cellular component: NLRP3 inflammasome complex; cytoplasm. Gene Ontology annotation, molecular function: DNA-binding transcription factor binding; sequence-specific DNA binding. The transcript has 10 exons. NCBI's taxonomy places the organism in Eukaryota, Metazoa, Chordata, Mammalia, Rodentia, Heteromyidae. The coding region runs from base 222 to 3224 and encodes 1000 amino acids. Gene Ontology annotation, biological process: negative regulation of acute inflammatory response; negative regulation of non-canonical NF-kappaB signal transduction; inflammatory response. The record is from RefSeq and is a predicted model, not a curated record.